Messenger RNA from Anisakis simplex (herring worm), 228 nucleotides. NCBI's taxonomy places the organism in Eukaryota, Metazoa, Nematoda, Chromadorea, Rhabditida, Anisakidae. The record is from the annotation of a GenBank genome assembly.
AUGACACACACACAUACUCAAGAGUACCCAAGAGGAAUAAAAAGACCACUCGGGAGACCUCCAAUAAGAUGGAAAGACGAUAUUACAAAGAAAUUGGGUAACACCUGGCAAAGGAAAGCAAGAUCAAGGAGCGAAUGGAAACGCAUUGUGGCCAGCAACGUUGCAAACACGGCAUUCCAGGGGAUGCGAAAUAGUACGGUCUUAGUUUUUAUACAUCAGUGGCAAUAG